Molecule: messenger RNA, 2393 nt
Organism: Stegastes partitus (bicolor damselfish)
Lineage: Eukaryota; Metazoa; Chordata; Actinopteri; Pomacentridae
Product: low-density lipoprotein receptor-related protein 8-like
Exons: 13
Coding region: 1-1920 (639 amino acids)
Biological process (GO): receptor-mediated endocytosis
Cellular component (GO): signaling receptor complex; apical plasma membrane; plasma membrane
Molecular function (GO): hormone binding; protein binding; calcium ion binding
Source: RefSeq, a predicted model, not a curated record
AUGGGACACCUUGGAGGGUCGGUUCUGCUGGUCGCUGCUGUCUUCUGGCACCACAUCUGCGGUGCUGCACUUCACUCUCUGCCCGCCUGCCACCAGCGGCUGGAGUUCAGGUGCAGCGAUGGUUCGUGCGUCUCGAAGGUGAAGCUGUGUGACGGACGCACAGACUGUAAGGACGGAUCAGAUGAACACCACUGCAGUGAGUACAAUGCUGACUACAUCCCAGACCGUCAUGUGUGCUCUGCUGGUUUCUUCUCCUGUGGGCCGUCUGAUGCCUGCCUGCCCGCCAGCAAGCUCUGUGACGGCCGGACCGAUUGCAAAGACGCACGGGAUGAGACCAAGGAGCUGUGCGGUCCGGGACGACCCGUCCCACAGACGUCCCCGACAUGUGCGGUGUCGGAGUUUGAGUGCGGAGACGGGAGCUGCAUCCCUCACAGCUGGAGGUGUGACCGCUCAGCAGACUGCCCUGAUGGCAGCGAUGAGGACCACUGUGAUCAGGACGAGUGUCGGGUGAAUAAUGGCGGCUGUUCUCAUUACUGCGUGGACCAGCCGAUGGGUUUCCACUGCAACUGCCCCGCCAACAUGAGGCUGGUCGAGGACACCCACUGUGAGGAGGUGGAUGCGUGCCUGGAGAGCGACGAAUGCGACCAGCUGUGUGUUCACGUGAACGGCAGCUUCACCUGUGACUGCCUCGAGGGCUACCGCAUGAAUCCAGUAACCAGAGAGUGCAACGCCGAAGGAGCCGAGGCUCAGCUGGUUUUCACAACGGCUAAAGGAAUACAGUGGAAGAGCAUUACUGGCCCUGAGAGCAAGGAACUGGCCCUACGUAUACCAGGGCCGGGGCCGGUGGCGGCUGUGGCCUCUAAGCGCAUCCUGUACUGGGCCCAGCAAGGACGAGGCUCCAUAUACAGGAUCUCCAUGGAUGGACAACCACAGAAGCCUGUGCUGGUGCUGAAAGUUCAAGGAUCAGUGUCGGGCCUGGCAGUAGACUGGAUCCACCAGCUUCUCUACUGGACCAGUGUGGAGACGGGUUCGCUGAGCGUCGCCCUGAUGGACGGUUCGGCUCAGCGGCAGCUCAUCACUGGCCUCGAUAAACCCUCUGCGGUGGCUGUGGAUCCUCUGCGAGGGCUGCUCUUCUGGACUCAGUGUGGCAGCUCUCCAAAGAUCGAGAGGGCUGCUCUGGACGGCCGGGGCAGGAUGACGCUGGUCUCUUCCUCAUUACGUCACCCCGUUGCCCUCUCCCUGGAUGUGCCUCGCCAGCUGCUCUACUGGGCCGACCAGGGAAUGAGAAGCAUCUCCAGAGUAAAUCUAGAAGGUCGCCACCGCAAAACAGUGGUCGAGUCUAACGGCUAUAUGGACCAUUGUUUGGGACUGGCUGUGUUCGAGGGGUUCGUAUAUUGGAGUGAAGACGUUACGCACUCCAUCUGUCGCGCAAACAAACACAACGGCAGAGACCUCCAGGUGCUGCUGUCUAACGUCACCUCGCCGGGUGGUGUUUCCAUCAUCCAGCCUGUUCUUCAGCCAAACGGACCGUCUGUAUGCGGACGCCCCGGGACAGUGUGUCACCACGAGUGCCUUGUCAACCUGCGCUCUGAGCAUCCAGAGUUCAGUUGCAUUUCUCCAGAAGUGAAGCAAAACCAAUCUCAAGAAACCCCUGCCAUCGCCCACACGGUGCCUGCAUCGACUUUAUCCGACCCUGCGUUUGCUGGAAUCCUCUCUCUUAUCAUGUUCCUCAGUGUGCUGCUGGCGGGAAUGGCUGUGUGGUGGUGGAGAGAAGAGUUCAGGCCGUCCAGGUCUCUCGCCGUGCAGAGCUUCGCCUUUAAAGAGUCCCGAGACCCGCUCAUCAUUCAGGGGCCCCCCGCGGGUCCAAACACAUGUCUGGUCAAGGAAACUCUGCUUAAGCUGGACUUGGACGGUGAAUGAAGGUGAGACAAAGACGGUCAGCUGACUGGGCUUCUCCUGUACAUGUGUCAACCCCCGCAGUGACCUCCGAGCUGAGAGCACAACAAGACGACGAACCCGGCUGGUCACCUGCCACGUCCAACUCCCUCUGGAGGCUUAAGUCACUGCAGCAGUGACGUCUGGGUAAAUAUCUGAGUUGAGAAAGGAGAAAAACGGCCUUCAGUCCUAACUGUUGUACCUUCAGAUGUGAAGGGUCUCACUUCCAGCCCUGGUGGCUGCCUGACAGGAACAACAGGAGGAGCCGGUUAUUCAGGAUCUAAAAAUGGCCUCAUAUGACACCUCCCAGGAGCCCUGUUAGAGCACUGCACACACCAACAGCUGCCCGAGUCACCCCACAUCUGCUGUACGUUUAAUCCGUGGACCCACAUACCCACCCCGACAUCUCCCAAACAUUCUUGUCUUUUUGCAGAAGGAGAAACCUUUUCUUCUUUUUU